Messenger RNA from Camelus dromedarius (Arabian camel), 770 nucleotides. RefSeq lists its product as uncharacterized. The transcript is spliced from 7 exons. The coding region runs from base 77 to 709 and encodes 210 amino acids. The record is from RefSeq and is a predicted model, not a curated record. Lineage: Eukaryota; Metazoa; Chordata; Mammalia; Artiodactyla; Camelidae.
UCUGAUAUUGUCUGAAAUAAUCUAAGAAUUUAAUAUACUUGGUAAUUGUUUUUGAUAUUAGUAUUCAAGUAGUAAUAUGUAUUUAUCCCAUGUUUUUAUACACAGCCUUUACCAGCUGAUUGUCGACUACACAGAUGGAAAUAUACCAACUACUCCCCCUCAAAAUACCGACCUAGGACAGAGUUCUGCUAAGAAGAGAUUACCUUCUUCGCAUACUGGGGCAGAAAACAUCAAAGAAAAGUUGCAAUUGUCCGGCAAGGACGACAAAGAAGAAACGGUUGUUGAGUUGGGAACCACCAAUGGCAGCCGCAUGGAUCUACUGAAGAAUGUUGAGCAGAAGAGUAAGAAGAUUCGAUCGGAUUUAGUGGUUGAGGUUUCACCGAGUAAUGAAGAUAUCUCUGUCAUCAGCGUUUCACCCAAACGUGACAUUGAUGAUUCAAGGCCUCCAUCAGAUGAUGACUUAGCUCUUCCUCCCAAGAGUACCUCCGAGAUUCAACUACGGAGCCAUGUUGGUCAUUUAUCUGGAGCUGCAGGUCUAAGAGAAAAAAAUACAUUAAAUGGACAAAUAGAAAAUUCUACUGAAAAGUAUCCUCACCUGAAGCCUGCAGUUGGAGUGAAAGAUUCUGUUCCUAAAAAAACAGGAGCAAUGAAGAAUUUUCAAAGAUUCAAAUCAGGUAAAUUUUGCAAUACAAAUUUAACUCUGAAAUGAAGUACAGUGUUCUUCUUCCUAACUCCUUUUACUUUUUCAAAUUUAAUUGAAAGAUGACAUA